Synchiropus splendidus (mandarinfish) is the source of this 1803-nucleotide messenger RNA. RefSeq names its product dynein axonemal assembly factor 4 (gene dnaaf4). The record is from RefSeq and is a predicted model, not a curated record. Bases 47 to 1171 code for a protein of 374 amino acids. NCBI's taxonomy places the organism in Eukaryota, Metazoa, Chordata, Actinopteri, Syngnathiformes, Callionymidae. Gene Ontology annotation, biological process: heart development; outer dynein arm assembly; cilium movement. Gene Ontology annotation, molecular function: nuclear estrogen receptor binding. The transcript is spliced from 8 exons.
CACUCGGAGGAGCCGACUUGUGGAGACGGACGCGGAACGAGAGAAGAUGCCGCUGCUGGUCACGGACUUCAGCUGGAGCCAGACCCAGUCCCACCUGCACGUGCGAGUCCCGCUCAGAGGCGCCGCGGCCGCCCGGGUGGACUUCCUGCUGACGGAGCGCUACCUGAAGGUGCACUUCCCGCCCUCCCUGCUGGAGCUCUUCCUGUUUGAGCCCGUCGACGAGGCUCGGAGCUCAGCGAAGGUCUCCGGCGGGGUGGCCGUCCUCACUCUGGCCAAGAAGAGCGCCGCCCACUGGCAGCAGCUGACGGCAGCGGCGUUGGACAAGGAGCAGCAGCGGGACCUGAGGGAGAAGGCUCUGCUGGAGCACCAGGCCCAGGUGGCCGCCGGCGCCGCGGCCCGGGCCCAGAAGAAGCAGGCGGACAGGAAGCUCUCGCUGAAGACCAUGAUGCAGCUGGAGGGCGAGCAGAGGGAGCACAUCCAGCAGCUGAAGGACCAGGAACGGGCCAGAACCUCAGCAGAACUGCAGGCCUGGCAGGAGAAGCAGAGAAGCUCGGCCCACUCCCGUCAGGCUCCCAGCGCCGCACCCCCUGCUCCCAGAGUGCCGGGACACAUCCUGGUCUCCUUCACGCCGCGAGUCUUCCCCACGGCGCUGCGAGAGUCGCGCGUGGCCGAGGAAGAGGAGUGGCUGAGGAAGCAGGCGCAGGCGCGGCGAGCGCUGGCCGGCGAGGACGCCGCCGAGCUGCCGGACCUGAGCCAGCAGGAGAGGAGUCCGGACUGGCUGAAGGAGAAGGGAGACAAGUGCUUCGCCAGCGGAAACUUCCAGGCGGCACUCAACGCCUAUGACCUGGCCAUCCGCCUCAACCCGCGCCUCCCUGCCCUGCACUCCAACAGAGCAGCCUGCCACCUCAAGCUGCACAACUUCCACAAGGUCGUGGAGAGUUCGUCCAGGGCUCUGGACCUCCUGACUCCAGAGGUCAGGGACAACGCGGCGGCCCGAGCUCGAGCUCACGUGCGACGAGGCUCAGCCUUCUGUCAGCUGGAGCUCUUCGCUGAAGGACUGCUGGACUUCCAGGCGGCUCUGAAGAUCGAGCCCAACAACCGAGCGCUGCAGUGUGACGCCCAGAAGAUCCGAGACAUCAUCCAGGGGACCACAGACGCUGGAGCCUGCUGAGCCGGUGGGUCGCUGGCGCCACCGAGUGGACCGAUGUGGAACAUCCUCCUCCUCCUCCUCAGUCUCAAGUCGGUUGCAUGAUUGAGCUGGUGAGGAACAUUCUGAAUAAAACGUGUCAUAUUUUGAGCGAGAAACACUGUGGUGAGCUGGGGGAGAAGAAGAAGGAGGAGGAGGAGGUGUCACAUGACCCUGGAGCUUUGUUUCCUCGAGGUCUCAUGCUGAGUGGGUCUGAAGAACAGGUUGAGGUCUGGUGAUGACGGGAAGAUCUCAGCGAUCCCGCUUGACUGAAGUGGCCUCGGUCACGCGACUCUCCAGCUGGACCAGGCCAAUGGCCAGGCCAGCAGAGGGCGCGCUCUGUCUCCAGUCUGAGGGGCCUGUGAGAGCGCCAGAGAGGCCUCCAUCUCAUGUGGAGUUAAUCCUCCCUGAGAGCUUCACUGACCCGCCCCACACUUGAGGUGCUUGGUCUCCUCAAGUCUUUCUUCUGCCUCUGGUGGCGCUGCCCCACAUCUGAUGAGGAGCUUAGCAGUGUCUGCGUGUGGUCCACCCUCAGCAGCCACUGUGGAGAGACCAUGUGACCCUGACCUGACCUGACAUCAUCGCCGCCCUCCGAGGACACGCCGCAUAGCUGCGAA